AAUUUAUUGGUGCCUUGAAUACCGCCUCAUCGAAUUUACAAUUAUAUGAUAUGGAUGGUAUCACUUAUCCUGAUGUUGGUUGUAACGCUUCCUUAGUUAGUCAAAGUGGCAACACUUCUUUAAUUGGUAAUAGUGACGACACUUAUUUUGAUAUUGGUUGCAAUACACCCUUAGUUAGUAAUAGCGGUGGUGCUUACGAUGAUAGUAUUUUCAGCAAUGGUUAUGAUAUUGAUCGUCUCUUUGAAAUUGAAUCUUUCAGUAAUGUUGAUAAUGAUACUUAUCUCAAUAAUAAAUAUUUGGCUGAAGGAGCUAAUGAAUAUGAUGAACAUGAGGAUCAAGAAAAUGAAUUAGCUUU
Messenger RNA from Racocetra fulgida, 355 nucleotides. The record is from the annotation of a GenBank genome assembly. Lineage: Eukaryota; Fungi; Glomeromycota; Glomeromycetes; Diversisporales; Gigasporaceae.